This is a messenger RNA of Clunio marinus, 2025 nucleotides long. Lineage: Eukaryota; Metazoa; Arthropoda; Insecta; Diptera; Chironomidae. The record is from the annotation of a GenBank genome assembly.
CGCUUUUAUUUAAUCAAACAAAGUUGUGCACGCAAAACGUGCUGACUAUUUGUUUUGACGUUUGUGUCAACACCAUCAUUUAGCGAGACAUCCUAAAUAUGACAGCAAAAAAGGAUUCUAGCAAAGCGAACAAAUUUGAACUUGGCGGGAUCAUAAAAUUAGCGCCAACAAGCAACCAGACAAUGAGCAUUGAAAAUAACGAACCAAAGCGAGCCAACAAACCAUUAAUGGAGAAAAGACGACGAGCAAGGAUUAAUCAAAGUUUGGCUGUUUUGAAGGCACUCAUCGUUGAAUCGACAUCAAAGAGCACAAAAAAUGCCGACGGGCAGAAACAAAAGCACUCGAAAUUGGAAAAAGCAGAUAUCCUUGAGAUAACUGUACGAGAAUUUCAAAGACAUCGAAAUCUUGAGAAUCCGGAAAUUAACAAAUAUCGUGCCGGAUAUUCUGAUUGUGCUCGUGAAGUUGCACGUUAUCUUGCAACACCAGAACCACUUCCAUCAGCUACCGUUCCCUCUUUAAGUGACCCGGGAUCAAAAGCCAGACUUCUACGUCAUCUCGACUCAUGCGUGCUUGAAAUUGAUACUGAAAUAUCAUCAGGUACAAAGGAUCAUUCACUUAUGUCACGAGAUUACCUUCGUACACCUUCAACUAUAAACACAACAGAUUGCAGUCAAGACUCAAUAAAUCCUUUGGAUUAUAGCAAAAUCAAUCAAGAUGGUGCACUAAACUUGAGUAAAAGUGUCAACAAUUCUCCCCCACUACCCGUUCAAGAUGAAAAUAACAACGGAAGAAUGUAUGGUGAAAGCACUUCAGCGUCAUCAACACCAACGUUAGUGCCACCCGACAAUUUCUCACCAUCAUCGUCCUCAACAUCGACGUCGACGAACAAACAUCAAGCAACGAGCAAAAAAACAUCCAACAAAGCAAUUACCAGCAGCAAACGGAAUAAAUCAUUUGUUGACAAGAGUGAUGAGUCAGUGGCUCAGUCUCCGGUGCCGCCGAAAAAAGCGAUGAUAAAAUCUGUUGAAAAGGAACGAAUUGCGAUGGAGGCGAGUGCUGCUGCUGCUGCUGCCGCUGCCGCCUUAAAACAACAGCAACAACAAGUUUUGUGUGAAGAUUCAAAUCUGAACGCUUCUCCAUCCACAAUUGGACCGCAAAAUUAUGUACAGCAAUUAGCCUCUGCCCUUGGCCUCAACUCAACAAUAGCAACAACAGAUUUUGAAAGUCUCAUUGAGUUAAAUAGACGACAACAACAUCAGCAGCAGCACCAACAACAACAAUUAAAUAUGAGUAAUACAAGUAGUCCCCCAACAACAGCAGACAUUCCUGUUCACACCACAAAUGAAUGGGAAAUGUAUAAAAAGAUUCUUAAUCUAAGCAGCCCAACGUCGGGGGGAUUAAAUAAGGCAGAAAAUGCCACCAGCACAAUUACAUUGAAGGAUUUAAAAGCACCCUCGCCAUUGCCUUCAACCGUCCAUGUUCAUCAUCAUGAAGUGGACGAGAAGGUUGAAACCAAUGUAAAUGACGACAAACAAACUUCGAAUAAGUUUGCUAUGGAGAAUGUUGUUAAUGGCAGUGAUAAAGUCAUUUACGAAGCACCAUACGAACGUCCAUUAGCGUCAUCCAUCCCAACAUCAUCACCAUCGUCUCAUAAUGUUUCGCCAACGUCGCCAACAUCGCCACCACCGCUACCACCCCCACCACUCUCAACAAAGAUGGAAAUUUACGAUUAUCCUUCCGAACGCACGUAUCCAACACAUAAAUCGAUUCAUCAUACAGCAGCGAUAGUCGCCUAUCGUGACGUGAUGGCUGAUGAAAAUCUUGAGAAUAAACAACAGAAUUUUGUAAACGAUGAAGAUGAUGUAUGGCGGCCGUGGUAAGAUGAAUAAUUCCUUUCUUCAUGUUGUAGCUUCUUAACUUAUGAAUAUCAUGUGAAUGUCUAAUCAAGAGAUAUAUUUCAAUAAACAUUAUAAUCAUAAAAUGAAAAGAAUUGUAAAUAAAUUAGCAUCUCGAGUCUGAGUAGAU